Heterobilharzia americana is the source of this 5820-nucleotide messenger RNA. The record is from the annotation of a GenBank genome assembly. Lineage: Eukaryota; Metazoa; Platyhelminthes; Trematoda; Strigeidida; Schistosomatidae.
UUCAUAAAGCAUCGAAAGCUAUAUGUGAUUACUUGGGACCAGUUAGUCAAGAAUCUUCAGUUGAUGCCUAUCAAUGUGGUAAAGAAGAUAAAAAACAAUAUCCUGUUAAAGAAGAUGAAUGCGAAGAUAAUGAAAAUUUCAUUGAUACAUAUAUUGUAUUCUCUUUACCAAACGAUAUAAAAAGAAUAUUUGAUUUAUUGAAACAAUCAACAACUUUGGCUUACAGAGCUAAAUGUUGGCCUAAAAUGUAUGAAACUGCAAGGAUUUGUUGGAAUACAACAUCUCAAUUCAGUCUGUUACUAUGUACGCUAUCAGUAUGGUCUGUACAAGAAAAUAUACAUAGACAGAUGGAUAUGAAAUUAGAAUCAAAAGUAGUAAAAGUUAUAAAGGGGAAUACACGUAAAUUAAUAAAUAGAGAAAACGAAAAUGUUCAACUCAUACACAGAUACAUAAUACAUCUGUUCUGGAAGUUAUGAAUUAUUUGAAAGAAUAUACCAAUCGAAGAGCAUUAGCUAAAAUUGUAUGUUCUUGUUGGUUUAUGUUGGCAGACAAUAUUAUAGAUUUUAUUCAAACUAUGGUGAAUAAUAAUGAUAUCCAUUGUGAGGGUACAUCGAUGAAAACCAAUAGAAAUAUUGAAAGUUCCCAUGAACUGCAUGAAAAAAUUUGGCAACCUGAAAAGAUAGACAAUGAAUUUAAUAUAGACUGGAAUUGGUUGCACAAUUUUAUUUUGAAGACACUAGAAAUUCUAUGUCGAGCUUCUAAAUGGGAAUCUCUUGUACAAUUAGGUUUGAAAGCUGUAGGCGUUUUCGGAAAACGUUGGGGUCCAAGUAUUUUACCAUUUAUUAUAUUUGGACAAAUGCAAAUACUGGAACGAUUGAACAAACAGAAGACAACAGAAAUUUCAAAUCGUGAUAUUCAGAAUAUAGAGCUAUGGAGUUUAGACUUCACAAACUCGAACAUUCGUUCUCAAAUGCAGUUAUACUCAGCAUGGUAUCAUUUUAAUAUUCUACAGUCGGGUGAAAAAGAUACUUCGAAGUUAUCAAAUAUCGACUUGUCAAACCGCUACAAAGAAAUGGUAACCAAAACAUUCUUCACGUCACUUACACCAAAAAACUACGUGAAACUAAUGAGCCAGUGUAAAAUAUCACCACUUCCUAUGAACCACUGGAUACAGAACACUGAAGAGGAUAUAAAAGAAAAGACCAAUUUCGAUUGGAUUGACUUCGAAAAAGUGAAAGGUGAAGUUACUAAGCCCAAAAAUCUGAAAAUUUGUAAAAGAGGUUGGCUUAUUCCACAAAGUUACUUGUCAGGAAGUGUGCUGAAUUCAGAUCUCAAAAAGAUAAAACUAAUGCAAGAAGAAGAACUAGCAUUGUACAAUAUAUUAGUACCUUUGAACACAGACAUCAUGAAAAAUGAAUUGAAGGAAUCAGAGAGUUUGUACUAUCCUGGAAUAAUGAAAGUAUUGGAUAAAGCUAGAUUAUAUAAUGCUGUUUACAAAUACCAGAUUUCAGUUUUAACCGACGAAGAGUAUUCAAGGAAAUCCGAAUUGAAUUUUGAUAGUAACUUUGUUACGGAGCCGAUUAAUCUGUGCAGUGAUGAACAACUAUACGAUCAAAAUGUACUGUUUGUAGUCAAUUCAAAACAAAGCUCAGACAAAGCAAUCUAUCAAAAUCUAUUUGAAUAUGCAAUAAAACUAUACAAUGAAGUUUUGGAAUUAAUAAUACCCUACAACAAAAGCUUACAAGAAAUAUUAAUCAGAUUCGAGUUGUUGACUUUCUGCUUGGAGGUUGAUCAGAUAAAGAGAGCUAUACAUCAAGCUUUCAAGAUUUUGGAUAUUUUAUUUGACCAAAAAUGCACAGUGGAAAAUUUCGAUAUUCUGGGGACCUAUUAUGGCAAGGAUAAUAAUCCUAACGAUGACAAAGAAAUUAAUAUGCAAAGCCCUUGUGCUGGAAUAAUUCAGAAGUUUGGUGUUACUGGUGUUCUGAUUGGCGGACUAGUGAUGGGAUUAUUGAGCAAACGUCAUUUUGCUUCAGAAGACCAGUACUGCAGAAGUCGGAUUCUUAGCGCAAUUUUAUUAAAAUCGAUAUUACAUGCAAGUUUGCCUUGUGCAAUAUGCAAUUUUGACUACUGUUACAAGUAUAUAUCUACUGAUUCAUUAGAGAUCUUAAAGUUGGAGACCGUUUUUAGUGAACAUUGUUUGAGUUCAAGUCUUGCCAUCAAAGUGAUGAAUGAAACAAUAAAUCAUCUUAUAUCUUAUGAAAAGUAUAUUGAAGCAUUGCCAGUUAUUUACCUAUUGAGUUACAUCAGCAAAAAUCUAUCACAAGACCUAAAACUUGAGAUAAAAUCAAAAUUACUACGAAUUAAAUGUCUCAUUGGUGUUGGUGCACUAAAACAAGCAUUGAUUGAAACAUGUGCUAUACUACAGGAACAAACUGUUGCAAAUUAUGCACAGGAUUGUGAAAUCGCACUGAUAAACUUUGAUGAUGCUAAAACACAAGAAAAUUUGAAUACUUUGUUAAUGCACAAGUUGUCAAACGAAACGAUUCAUAAAUGGGGUUCACUUUUGUUUUGUGAAGUACAGCUGGUUCGUGCACAAGUUUGUUAUGAAAUAGCUCAGACUAUACCUUAUUUUCCGAAAAAAAUACCUAAUGAAAUCAAGAUCCUAGGUCCUAAUCCGGAUGGUAAUCAGGUGGCAAAAUCCAGUGGUCGUAAAACUAAGAAUCAAGACCCGAAGAAAUUUAUUCAUUUAAUUUAUGAAGCAGACAUUGAAGACUUAAAAAAUCAUUCAAAUUUUCAAUCAUAUCUCAAAAGUUUAUUGUUCAUCUGUGCGUGUGAUAUUUGUCAAAUAUUGAUCAACGGAAUUCAUGAUAACAGUUUGUUAUGCACUGAAUACUCCUUAAUAGUUGUAUGCUGUGAAGCCAGCAUUCUUUUUGCAAAAGUGUUGAGGUCACAACAUCAGGCACGUUCCGGUUCAAUGGUAAUUGCUAUUAUUUUGAGAUGGAUUCAAAAGUUAUUCAAACCUUUAGAAAACACUGCAGCAUGUAAAAACCUGUAUUAUACAACAAAUCUGUUUCGGAAGAUGCCAAGUGAAGAAGAAGUCAACAAACUUUGGUUCCGUUGCCGUGCUGAAUUGGCGCGAUGUCAAAUCUGUGAAGUAGAUGCAGAAAGAUUGCUGAAGGAGCUUCCUAAAACCGAAAACAUUCAAAUACCGGAUGAGAAUGAUAAUCUAAAGAGUGCACUUGAAGAAGUGGAACAAGAAAAGUAUUGGCGUCAAUGGAACGAAUUCAUCCUUUUAAAAAGUCAGCUAAUAUCUAUACGACGAAAAACAAUUAAUAAAGAAAUCACAAAUAUAAUGUUGGGUGAUUUCAGUUUAUCACACAAUAUGGACGAUAUUUGUAUUUAUGGAAUUCUUCGUCAAGGCGAUCUAAGCUUACACAGAAAUUUUCAUUUUGACAUAUCACUGAAAGACAAUACUCGUUUCACUGAAUUGAAAGAGAGACUGUAUAUUCUUUUUUGUCUUGAAGAUCUAUUGAUAAAGGAAUUAAACAACUGUGGGAAAUGCAUCUCCAAAGUCACCAUGUUUCAGUAUAGUACACAUGAUGUUAGGUUGCCUCUUCACAAAAAGUGGAAAAUUUUAGUUCAGGUUGGACUGAGAAUUGCACUUAUUCUGAUUUCAUUUGGUGAUGCCAAGUAUUUAGAUCCUAAAGUUCAGCAACUUAAUCUUACUGAAACUGGGAACCCUGACAAUUUAAGAUUGCUGAAAGUAUUGCAGUCCACUUCUGUAGAGAUCUAUGAAGCUGCUCAUGGUGUUCUAUGCUCAAUCGAAAACGUUUUACGCCAUCUUCCACCAAACAACCCUUGUAUGGAAAGUGAAAUUUUGUUUCUUAAAGGUCAUCUAGAAAUGAGACUGUAUUUGGAAAAUAAAGUUGACUGGAAAAUACCAUCACAAACUUGGACGCGUUCUAUUUGCAUUUCUGCCUAUAUAACUGGUGAUAACUUUUUUCAACACCGAACUCAGAUGAUGUUAGUUUACUUUUGGCAACUGGUGCUUAUACAAGAAAGAUAUCAGUAUCUAAGCAGUUUAAAUGGAAAACAAGAAGGAGAUACUCAGAAGACUAAAACUGGCUCAGUGAAAAAGGAUUCUCAAAUAGAUCUAUCAAACGGGAUAUUCAAAAGUAAAGGUUUAACAAACACAUCUGUGAAAUCUAUUAUUCUAUCAAUCUGGAAUUCUGCAACUAUGAUAGAUGCGUUUUUGUCUGAAAGUAGACAUCUUUGUUCAUCAUCAUCUGAUGCUAAAUCAACCUACUUAUCAAGAAGCAGUGGACAAAAUAACAAUAAGAAAUCGAUCGGUUCUAAGUCAUCUAAGACGGAACCUUCCAAACUUUUGGAUUCCAAAGCGAAUAAAGCAUUUGUGCAGAAUUUACCAGCAAUACAUCAGUUCGAUUUAGUGGCACAGAAGUGUUUGGACUCCAGAGCAAUUCUCGCACAAGAUGAAAUUGAUUAUGAAAUGAUGAACAUAGACAUAAAGUCAAAACCUAUUAAACGGCCGAUUGACUAUGUUCGAGAUCAAAAUGAGGUCAAUGCAUACUGGAAUUCCUUAUUUGUCUUCAGUUUGAAAGAUCAAGAGAAUAGAGAAGUAACACCAGAAGAGAAAGACUGGAAACAAACAGUUGACGUUAAGUUGGAUCAUGUAAAUAUGGAUACAAUCAAACUGUACCAAUCAAUUUUAUAUGAAAAUCUGUUAAACAUUAGGCAAUCUUCAAACGAGAAUAAAGAGACAUUUGAAAAUUUAUGUGAAGGCAAUUAUGAUCACAAAGCGUCAAAAACACAAUUUGAAAAUAUGGAACUCACCAGCCAAUUCUUCAAAAGAGAUCUGUUAAUUCCGAUAAUUCCAUUACCAUAUUACUCCCAACACGCGGAAUACUGGUGUCAACGUUUUACUUCCUUCCAACUUUACCUGCAUAACAUGAGUAGAAUCACUGAAAGUGAAGGUUUGACCACAGUGUUAAACAAUACAAAUACAAAAUUCAUCUGGUGUCAUCAGACAACAAAUGAUGCUGAUUACGAAAACUCCAUCUUGUUAAAUAUUGCACCAUAUAAGUUGCAAUUUGAACCUCAAACCCAAGUUCGGAUGGGAAAUGAAAAGAAACAAAGAACAAACAAACUAGCGCAACGUUUAUUGGUACAAAUGAUAGACAGUCUGGAACAGGAAAACUCUAUCAAUAAAAACCUAUGGUUGCUUAUCUAUUACUGUCAAAACAAGACAAAAUCUGAAGCGCAACAGUAUCAAUUUCGCUUGGUUUCAUUCCAAGAUAAAGCAGUAUUUUUCAAAGCUAUUGAACAAUUCAACAAAAUUAUGAUAAAGUAUGCUGCAGCUAAUGUUCUGUCUGACACAGAAAAAGUAGAUGCAAGUAGUAAAAGUACUUCACUUAAAAUAUCUUCAGUUAAACAAACAGAAAAGUCGCCAGAUGCAGACAGUUCAAAUCGAUCUAAUCAAGGGUUUCAGAGUGAAUUUGGUCAAUGGUUAAAUGAAUUUGAUGCAAUUUUGCAAUCUGGAAAGAUUUUGCAUACCAGUGACGUGUUUGAAAAAGAUUCCCAGAAAUUUAUUUACGUUGACCCUAAUCCCUCCGUACAAAGAAUUAAACCUUCUGAAGAGGUGUUCAACGGUUUGAAGGAGAUUAUUUCAUGGAGAUAUUUCGGUGGUUUUAUAUCAAAAUCAGUGUUAAUCGAGUACCUGCUGAAGUUAUAUCGUUUUAUUGAAUGAAUAACACUUUAAAAGUUAUCUGUGUUCUCAUCUUUCUUAAUACAAUAUGACAGGCU